Messenger RNA from Saccostrea echinata, 1179 nucleotides. RefSeq lists its product as uncharacterized. The coding region runs from base 1 to 1179 and encodes 392 amino acids. The record is from RefSeq and is a predicted model, not a curated record. The transcript is spliced from 5 exons. Lineage: Eukaryota; Metazoa; Mollusca; Bivalvia; Ostreida; Ostreidae.
AUGACAGAUUUUUGGGAUAUCGUGUAUGAUAUAGAGGAAAGGGACUUGUGCCUUGUUUUAAAGGAUGGCGAAAACUGGAAAAAUGAAGGGAAAAUAAAGGAGAUAAAGACAACAAACGAAGUCGGUGUCGUUAUGGUUGUGUUAUCUACGGGUCAUCGGAGGUGUAAAUUAGACAGUUUAAAUCAAAACAACCCAAAGUUCAGAGGGACAUCAAAAUCCAGAACCAAAUUUUUGGAAGCUUGGAAGAAAUUUGUUGCAGAGUUUCCCGAAAGACAACAGAAUCAAAGGACAGAAGAGAGCGAAGACACAACUUGUGAUCAAAAUGUAAAUCAAGCAGAGUCAUCUAGUGAAGAUUUUUCCAGUCAUCUUACAACGAGCUCAAGUGACACUGAAUUAGAACUAGAGAGAAAACUUAUUGGUCGUUGCGUUGAGGUUCAUGUUAAGAACCUUGUGGCUCCACAUCCAUCGAGAUGCUUAAGGAACGUAGAUAGAAAGCAUGUUGAUGCUUUGAAAGAGUCGUUCAAAAUGAGACCAGAACACAAUAUUAUUUUCUUUGGGAUUGUUUUCAAAGAAAAUAUUGACCUGAAGGAAUUGUACAAGAGUGGUUCACCUGAAAUCGAAACUAUUGGUGGCAAUCAUUCAAGAAUAGCUCUUCAGGAGCUAUUUGAUGAAGGGUUAUUGAAGACACCGAGAAUAUACAUAAAUCUGUAUAAAAACCUGACUGACACUGAGGCCCUUAAACUUGGCUUCGACCACAAUGUUUGUCACGAAUUGGGGAAACCUACCUCAGCAUCAGAAAUGCUAUUUCUCUUCAGAAGAGAACUUCUGAAGAAAUUGACAGAAGAAGAACUGCCCACACCCAAGGCGUCCAAAAUAAAAAUGUGGAAGGAGACAUGUGCAUCGAUACUAGGGAUAAAAAAAACAAAACUGCAUAAUGUAUACCAUUGUAUGUUAGCAUUAUGUAUGUCUUCUAAGGAGGGUUGGAAACUCAUUGAAGAUUUUGUGUCUUCGUGGAAGUCCAAUGAACUUAAAAAAAAACCGAAAGGGGAGAUCAAGAAGACCCACUUCACCAAAAUGAGUGGGGCAGCAGAGAAAGAUAGAAAUUCCUUGCUUGUCCAGUUGGUGGAGGGGAAAAUUGAUUGGGAGGAAUUCAACAGGAGCUGCACCUCCAAAAAGUAA